Messenger RNA from Fukomys damarensis (Damara mole-rat), 2890 nucleotides. It is a transcript of the gene Eola2, whose product is annotated as endothelium and lymphocyte associated ASCH domain 2. The coding region runs from base 1907 to 2581 and encodes 224 amino acids. The transcript is spliced from 5 exons. Lineage: Eukaryota; Metazoa; Chordata; Mammalia; Rodentia; Bathyergidae. The record is from RefSeq and is a predicted model, not a curated record.
AUCCGUGGCCAAUCCUCUGCCAUUAAAGCCCCCAACUCUACCACAGAAUUCACAGCCCGGAAAUCUUCCCCACUGCACCGCCCCCAGUUCCUCCUUCACAACUUUCACACCGCCCCGCCCUGUGCCUGAGAAGCCCGGCCUCCUCCCUUACAGGCCGCCUGGCAUCCAGCCGGCCGGCCUUGUCCCGCCCCUUCUUUGUCCUCCUCUGCUUCAUUUCCUCCUGUACUCCCCCCCUCAGCCGCCUAAUAGGCCCGCUACCCACAGGGCCCACUGAACCCAAGAGCAUCUCCUAGCGAGCGGGGCGGACAUAAUCACGUGUUUACGCAAGUGCGUGUCUUCCUACCGACGCGUACCUUGCAUGCCCGUGGGCCUGAUUGGCUGCGUCGGACCGUGCUGCGUAGUGCGUGUGGCGUAGGUACUUACGUGGAUGGACGCUAACGCGUAUGCGUGCGUGGUUGCGUAUCGCUCCUAAGAGGGGCCGCGAGGGUCUUUGAAGAGGCGGAAGAGUUAUUGCCUGCGAGCUGCGGUUAGUGACUUGCUGUUCCCCGCAGCUAAAGCAGGGGCGGCACAUCCGCGAUGCGGGCCGGUCGCACUCCGCAGCAGUCUAAUCGCCUCGCGAAAGCGCCAGAGCCCCUCGUCCUCCUUCUGGAGCUGUCGCCGGACGCCGGCAGGCGGUGGACAGUCCCGGCCGCUGUGUGGGGCCUGAGUAGGCGCAGUACGCAUGCGUGCAAACUGCGACCCGCCGAGGCCUCGGGGCGCCGGCUGCUGUGCUGCUCAGCCUUGUGCUCCGCCCGCUCGCAGAGGAGGCGCCCCUGGGCUGAGCUGCCUUGGCGGUGGGUCCCGCCUGAGGGCGCCCUGGACUGCUUGCUGCUCCUCCUGACCUCUCACACCGUCUCUUGCUACGUGCGCCUGUGAUUUGAGUUUUCCGGGGAAGCCCUGUUGGGGCCCCCCCACCCGUGUUGCCUCCACUUUCCCCUUGGGCUGCAAACUCACCCCGUCCCCGAACGUGGGUUCCGCUCCGCUGAGGCAGCUCGCCCAGCGUGGCCUACCCCGAAUUAAAUCUAGGCAAGCGUAUUCGGACCUCCAAACCUUUGCCCUGUGACCACGAGAGGGGAAGUGCCUCUCCUGGAUCCUGCCUGCCAACCUAAGAAGGUGGCCUGAUUACUGGACUCAUUUCCUGCCCUGCUGGGUGUGCGUCGGGUGGCCCUUCACAGGCAGGGCACCAGGUUGCCACUGUGAUCAGCAGAGCCAAGCCCUGAGUGAGGGGCUCAGGUGAAGCUGAGAGCAGAAGAAUACUCCUCGUCGAGGCUCAAAGGUGGGACUGCUCGCUCUGAGAAGCAGGAGGAAGGUGGAAGACGGUGCCGACGGCUGAGUGUGUGCGUGAGUAUGGGAACGAGUGGGGGGCCGGCCACGCUUGUCCUGACAGGGCCUUGUCUUCUAAGGAUGGACCGUUUCCUGAAUCCUUAGCCCGUACUGGAGGUUGAGUUCUGCUACUGACAGAAGCAGCCGGGAGGCAGUACCUAAACAAGGGGACAGCUCACGGGUGGAGAGCAGAGCAGGAGAUGGGGCCCAGGGCUCACUGCUGCAGGUACAGCUGAGUAGCCUCCAGUGGGGACUGUCCUUCCUGGCACCACGCGUUCCCGUCCUCGCAGCCUCCUGGAAGCUGAGGCCGUGUGACAGCUGCAAUCGGGCUGAGGUUCUGGCUUCAAGCCCGUGGCUUUCCUGGCAGGGGACUGUCUCCUCCUACUGCGCAGCACAGUCUUCUACCAGGGGAGACCACCAUCUCCCGAGGGACACGAAGAGGGAGGGGCCUAGGCAGGGCUGUGUCACUGCAGCCCUCCAGGAGACUAACACAAGUACUGACCCUGCUGGGUCAUUUGGGGGUUAAAUUCAGUCCCCCGAAGAUAUGAGCACCGCGGGACCUGGUACAGAAGAUGCAGGAGCCGUGUGGUCAUUGCUCUUGAUCCCAGCAUCCCUUUCUCCAUGCUCAGGGCAGUGUGCGGGGAUAAUUGAGAGUGGUGCCCAGCCACCAGGGUCUGGAGGGACCCUGCUGGGCCACUGGGUGUCACAGAGUGUCUUGACAGGCCCAGGGAUCCCAAGGACAAUGAAGUUUGGCUGUCUGUCCUUCCGGCAGCCGUACGCCGGUUUUGUCUUAAACGGAGUCAAAACCCUGGAGACUCGGUGGCGGCCCUUGCUGCGCAGCCAGGAGAGCCGUACUAUCGCCAUCCACAUUGCUCACAGGGACUGGGAAGACGACAGCUGGUGGCAGCUGCUGGUGGAGAGGCUGGGGAUGAGCCCCGAACAGGUCCAGGCCUUGCUUCAGAAAGGGGAGAGGUUCGGCCGAGGCGUGAUCGCCGGGCUCGUUGACAUCGGGGAAACUUUGCAGUGCCCGGGCAACUUAGGCCCUGAGGAGGUUGUGGGGCUGGAAAAUCGAGCUGUGCUGACCAACCUGACGCAGAAGUACCUGACGGUGAUUUCCAACCCGAGGUGGUUACUGCAGCCCUUCCCGAGGAAAGGGGGGAAGGACGUAUUCCAGGUGGACAUCCCCGAGCACCUGAUCCCUUUGGGGCCUGAGUUGUGACCAUCGUGGGCUCCCCGGUGGGGCGUCACUGAGAGGCGAGCUCAAUCAUGACAUGGUUCCUUCAUCAUGGCGCAGACCUGGAAAAUGAGCUUAGACUCAUUUGCCACUGCCCUACACGGCGCUGCCCACCAAGUACUGUUCUCAGGCACAGACUUCGCUGUCCUUCUGAAGGGAGUGGGGGCAGGACUUUCCUUCAGGGUGACUCUUUGGACUCAGUGUUGCGAGUGCGUUGACCUUUAGCACCUGGAAGUAUCUUGGCGGGGCCGCUGACAUUGGGCCGCUACUUUGCAGAUUGUACAAAUAAAUGUG